AUGAUCAUCCCCGUGCGCUGUUUCACCUGCGGGAAGGUAUCGUCCAAUCCACUCCGGUUCUUGUCUCGAGUUUUUGCAAACUGUCGGGGGGGUCUCGUUGAGCCGUCCUCCUUGGCCUUGCUUCUUUCGUCCUCCGUUCGUUUCUUCCUUGCCCGAUUGGGUAGGGUUUACGCUAACACUCCGGGGUGGUCUUUUGUUUGGUUCUGAUUCGUAUGUUUUGGCGCGCAGGUGAUUGGGAACAAAUGGGACACGUAUUUGGAUCUUCUCCAGGCUGAUUACACGGAAGGGUGAGCAAUAUGCUUAGAAGUUGUAGUUGCUUGACAGAAAAACCAUCCUGACUUGACAGAUAGCCACCAUACUAGUGAACUUGUCGAGUGGUUCUCGGGUUUUGGCUCCGUUCUCCUUUCCUGUGCAGUAUUAAUGCCAGAUCCAACGAGAUGUAUUAAUUGGCCUGGAGAAAAUUGCAGAAAAAGUGUUUAGGUCGAUGAAUCUGAAUCCUUUUUUAUUUUCUUUGAUCCAGCUGGAGGGAAAAUUACCUUCUGGUUUAUUUUUUGAUUCCUUCAUCUUUUCUCGGUGUAAUUCUCUCCAUGCUUCCAUCAUUAUUAUCCUCUUCCUUUUUUUUUUUUUUACGAAGUACCUAUCUGUCCUUUGCGUUCUGUCCCUCACCUUCAACCGUUUAUUCCAUCCUAAAAAUGAUUGAACUUGGAAUUAAAUUCAUGUAUAUAUUCCUAUUGUUCAGUGCUUUGAGACAUCGUGGGUUUAAAUAUCUGGUUACAGUUUUGAAUAUCCCUGAUGCAUUAAGCAAAUUUGAUUUUUUGACAUUUUUACUCUCUCGACGUUUUUUUUUUUUGCAAAAGUUGUAAACUAUUUGAUUAUUAUUGGGAGAGGAGACGAGGAAAGAAGAGAUGAUAUUUCCUCGUCUUCUGUUUUUUUUUUUUGGCACACCGUGUGUGACCUUUUUUCAUUUCUCCUCCGUUUUUCUUAGUUUUCCUCAUUACUACUGUCGUUUUGACCUCUUCUGGCAUAGUUAAAUAUGAAGCAGGCAAAAUUCCCUUUCAUCUGGAAUGGCAGGGAGUUCUGUUAUUUUAUUCUAUUCCUUCACCAUGUUAAUCUGUAACAACCAUGAAUUUCAUGAUAUGAUAUGCAUAUUGGUAUGUUCGGGGUGAAUUCAGUUAUGAUAUACAUAUCUGUGUAUGAUUUAAGUAAACUUAAAAAGGGGAUGCCUGUGUAUGGUUCGUCUCAAUGUGUAAUUGCCAUACAAUUUAUUGUGCUUCCGACAUAUUUAUAAUCGCAUUCUGCAUGCGGACUUUGAUAUUUGUAAUGCAGGCCAUGUAAAUGAGUUUACUGCAUCCAAUGAACUGUUAUCGACUCUGAUUCCGUGUAAAAUAAUGUCAUAUAAUGUCUGCCAAAGGAGCCCACCGAUUCAGUUGGAAUCCCGUUCUCUCUCUUGCUCUCUUUCGCUGCAUCCCACUCUCUCCCAUACAUUGGCAGAACUUAUAUGCUAUCAUCGGCAUCAGUAUCACCAUUCUCAUCAUUGUUAUAACCAUUGAAUCAGAUGAAAUAAAAAAGUGGGAUUUGUCUCAGGCCUCCAGGCUUCGGUCUCGAUGAUAUUCUGGCUCUGCUUACCAUUAAUAUCUCCAUCAGAGCCGUUGGUUGUUACUAUGUAGUAAGCGCAUGAUCUACAAUGCAAUCCACACAAAUUUUUGAGAUGGAGAGAGAGAGAGAGAGAGAGAGAGAGAGAGUCGCUCUUCUCUCUAGUUUCUGGAGGGGAGCUGCAUAUUUGUAGUUGCUCCUUUCCCUAGUUUCCUUGAAACUCUCUCCCCACCCCCUACCCAAACCCUCUGAUGAUAAGUCUUGACACCAUAUUUUUGGAUUAAUUUGGUAGGGAUGCGCUGGACGCCUUGGGCCUGGUUCGGUAUUGCUGCAGAAGAAUGCUCAUGACCCACGUUGACCUUAUUGAGAAGCUGCUCAAUUACAACAGUAAGUCCCUUCCUCAUCUCUCGUGGGCCGCUCAACACCCCCCCCCCCCUCCGGUCUUUGUGAAAUAACGGGUUCUGCUUUCGUUGGCAGCUCUGGAGAAGAACGAGACCAGUUGA
This is a messenger RNA of Spirodela intermedia, 2096 nucleotides long. NCBI's taxonomy places the organism in Eukaryota, Viridiplantae, Streptophyta, Magnoliopsida, Alismatales, Araceae. The record is from the annotation of a GenBank genome assembly.